UUUAGUUAGGUUGAGCUGUUAUGGAACGAUCUCAGUUGGGAAUUCGAUCUAAUCUCGCUCAGACUUUCAAGGACUUAGGACUUCUUGUCUUGAACUUAACUUGUCCCGCCAUUGGAUUUGUUGGAUUUGGUCCCUCUUUUUGAUUUCCACGUGAUGGUAGUGGCCAAGAAAAAGGGUGCGAACCCGUGCAAAUCCAUUGGGUCCAAAUUUCAGUCUAUAUUCAUUGGAGGACUGGAAAAGGGGUUCCAGAAAUAUGGUGAAGCAGUUUCAAGAUGGCCGGUGGCUUUCAUCAUUGGCUCCAUUGUGAUAUGCGCUAUUUGCUCGAGCGGGAUUAUGCUUUUAGAGGAAAACACUAACGGAAAUGAGCUUUGGGUGCCUCAAGACUCGGAUUUCAAAGAAAACGGAGACUUUGUGGCGGCCAGUUCUCCACCUCGGCCGCGGUUCCAUUCCACGAUUUUUGUGGCCGACCAGAACAUUCUUCAAGCCAAAACCAUCCAGGAGAUGUUCAAAUGGAGGCUCGAAAUUCAGCAAGUGAACAAUGGAGCUUGGGAACGAGCUUGCAUGAGGGUGCCUUCUUUGUCCUGUUCAGGUGGAGCAUUAGCAGGGGGUGGAACUGGGGGUGGCGCCUGGCCUCAGUCCUGUCAGUCCUCUGCUCAAGGAGGUUGUCAAGUGUGCAUUGAAGGCGGCAUUUUGGAGCUAUGGGCCAAUAACGGCUCGUAUGAUGCGACGAGUCAAGCCUCGAUUGAUGCUCUCACGGAUGCCAGCUUAUUGGCCAAGAUCAACGAUCAAGCCAAUCUGGUCAGCGGGAUCACGGGCCAGAAGAUGAGCAUUGAGCAGUUUCUGGGUGGGUUGGAGAAGGAUGGAACGGGUCAAAUCACCGCCGCUCGCGCUACCAAGUUCAACUUUGUGGGACGACUACACGAAGACGCUCUGGCUGAGAAUGAGACCCAAGCGGAUUUGGACUUUGAGACGCGAUUCAUCGAAAUUGGGAACAACUUCACGUUGGCCGGAGUCACUGCCUAUGUGAAUGCCGCACGCAGUUUUGGCGACGUCUUGGGUGGAUCAAUUGGUGGGGACGUCAAUAUGUUGGCUCUGGGCUAUCUCAUCGUCAUCCUUUACGUCAUGGCCAUGUUGGGUAAAUUCAACUCCGUGGAACAGCGGGCCCUUCUCUCGUUAACCGGCAUCAUGGCGGUGGGUAUGGGCAUUGGAUCCGCUUAUGGUUUCUGCUCUUAUGUUGGCUUGGACUACACGGGACUCCAUUCGAUCUUGCCGUUCUUGCUCUUGGGGAUUGGCAUCGAUGACAUGUUUGUCAUUGUGCAGAGCUUUGAUAAUUUGAAGGACGGAGAGUUGGCGUUGGCUUUGGCUCAACGGUUUGGUCUGUGCAUGAGUCACGCCGGAGUGGCCAUCACCAUUACGUCCGUCACGGAUCUGUUGGCCUUUGGUAUCGGUGGCACAACCGUUCUCCCGGCCUUGAUGUCAUUCUGCUUGUUUGCAGCCAUGGGAAUCCUCUUCGUGUUCGGCUACAUGAUCACCUUCUUCUUGGGCUGGUUCGUGCUUGACCAAAGGCGCUUGGAAGAUGUUCGAGAUGGGUUCAUUUGUUGCUGGAAGAAGAGCGAUUGGAGUCCAAACAAAUGCAGUCAGACGUCACUGAUGACUAUCGGAUUUAAAAAAUUCGCUGAUACAUUGAUUCGGUUAUGGGCCAAAAUUGUGAUUUUCAUCUUGACCUUGGUCAUCUUUGGGAUAUCGUUGUACUUUGUUUUUCAAUUGGAAACCAGUUUCGAGUCAACGGACUUCAUCAAUGAAGGCACCUAUUUGCGCGGCUUCAUCGAGGCCUCGGCUGAACAUUUUCCAAAUAGUGGGAUCUCUGGAAACAUUUUCAUUGGAGAUAGUGAGAAUAUCUUAAACAAUUUAGACGAGGUCCAAGCAUUGAUGACCCAAGUCAGCGAAGACGAAUCCUUGAAUCAGUUUGCCACAAGAGCAUUGGAUUCCUUUCCAUUUGCUUUUAAGAAAUGGAUGGAUGCCAAUAAGCCUGCAUCAACGAACAAUGCCAUUUUAAGAACUUACCUCACUGAAUUCCUUCACACCAGUGGACGACCAUUUCGAAACAACAUUAUUUUCAAGGGGGAACUAGUUUGCACCGACCCUGCCCCACCCAUCAAGAUCAUUACGCUCGGGUUUACUCAUAAGGCAUACGAAGGCGUAAACGAGCAUAUUGACAAAAUCAACGCUUUUGAGGACAGCAUCAAGAAGUGGUCCGACAAAUUUGGGGCCAACGCUCGGGUGUUCGCCUAUUCCGCUCUCUACGCCAACUACGUGACCAUGGAGAUCAUUUCCGAGGAGCUCUUGCGCAACAUUGGUCUAGCUCUUUUGUGCGUGUUCAUUGCCACGCUCAUCCUCAUUGGCGACCUCUUGGCCAGCAUCAUUGUCGUCAUAACCGUGGUGAUGGUCCUGGUGGAUGUGAGUGGAUUUAUGUACCUCUGGGGUCUAAGCGUGGACACCGUGGCCGCCGUGCUUCUCACCAUUGCCAUGGGAUUGUCGGUGGAUUACAGCGCGCACAUUGCUCACUCGUUCAUGGUCAAUUCGGGAUCACGCAACGAUCGAAUCCACGAAACUUUGGUGGAAAUGGGACCCGCGGUCCUCAAUGGAGGCUUUUCGACCUUCUUGGCCUUUGCUCUGCUCAUGACGGCCCAAUCCUACGUGUUUCAAACGUUCUUCAAGAUUUUCUUCUUGGUGGUGGUGUUCGGUGUGUUCCAUGGCUUGGUGUUCCUGCCCGUGGUCCUGAGUCUCAUUGGUCCUGGAACGAUCGGGAAAGAGAACUCCAUCUCUCCGGUUACGCCCAUCACUCGGGUGGCCUCCGCCUGGGAAGGCAAGGGCGGAAAACCUAAUCCUCAAGGCAAAUUCUAACUAAGCACACCAACACGUUUUGCUGCCACACGCAUCGAAAGUACAAUCAAUAGUCAAGUCAAGGAGGAAGUUUUACGUAUCUCUGCCAAUCAAAACAGUAGUACAAUUAUGGCUCUCAACAACGCCACUUGCGGGUCGGCUGGUGGAUUCCUGAUUCUCGACGAUUACGGGCGGAAAGCAUCGUCUGCGGUUCUAAGAAUGGCGGUGUUUUAGUGGUCUAUUUAAUUGGAGUAUGUGGGUAUUAUCAAGAUAAAUCGACGGAUUUCCGGACACAACAGGGGGAAAAUCCGCUUAUGAGAUGGAUCUGUGAUAGAGAUUAUUUUCUUUUUUUGUUCCAUAUCGUCAUAUACUCAUAUAUCAAAGUUUUAAACAAUGUUGUACAAUAUUUGUUGUACAAUUGAAGCUACAUAUACAAUAUAGUUUUGAAGUUCUA
Molecule: messenger RNA, 3337 nt
Organism: Tigriopus californicus
Lineage: Eukaryota; Metazoa; Arthropoda; Copepoda; Harpacticoida; Harpacticidae
Product: NPC intracellular cholesterol transporter 1-like
Exons: 3
Coding region: 154-2904 (916 amino acids)
Cellular component (GO): membrane
Source: RefSeq, a predicted model, not a curated record